Molecule: messenger RNA, 8341 nt
Organism: Cynoglossus semilaevis (tongue sole)
Lineage: Eukaryota; Metazoa; Chordata; Actinopteri; Pleuronectiformes; Cynoglossidae
Gene: atp2b2
Product: ATPase plasma membrane Ca2+ transporting 2
Exons: 24
Coding region: 803-4561 (1252 amino acids)
Biological process (GO): calcium ion transmembrane transport; regulation of cytosolic calcium ion concentration
Cellular component (GO): postsynaptic density membrane; intracellular membrane-bounded organelle; plasma membrane
Molecular function (GO): P-type calcium transporter activity; ATP binding; ATP hydrolysis activity
Source: RefSeq, a predicted model, not a curated record
UUUAAACUGUUAAAAUGUUUAUAAAUUCCUCGAAAAAACAACAAAACUUCGAAAUCACACGCUCCUUGAACGCCGCAAGUGAUAGUCUCUGCCAAUUACGAACGACGCUCCAACAACUCACAGGUGUGAAGAAUUAAAGCUUAAUUUGAUGCUAAUUCGUGGCAGCUGUGUCUCCGCAAAAAAGAAACAGGAAAGUCGAAGGAGCUGCGCUGGUGUGACUGCACGGUGAAAAGUGAAUAAGCACAUUUGGGACUGCGUCGUGACUGAGAGAGAGCAGCAUCCAUCUUCAUCCUGAUACACCCGCCUCUUCCUCCUCAUCCUCAUCCCGGAUCAGCACAAACAGCAGUGGUGGGGACGACCACCAUGUAAAGACAGACAGGCAGCAGCGGAAACAGCAGAACAGCAGCGAUGGGAAGCAACACAUGGACCGGGUCUGGACUGCAGCCGUGGUGAGCCUGAGACCUACAGGACCUGAAACCGCCAUUAUUGCCCUGCUCAGGACCUGACCACUGGGGCUGUCCGACACUCACCUGGAUGCUCCCCGCUCGCGUUUCCUCGCCUCCCUCCAUCUUUGAUCUCUGCUGCUCCUUCUCCGUUUCUCCUCUUCAGUUUUUGGUCUGCUGACACCUGCCACUUUCUGUCUGAACAGGCAUCAGGCUUUCUUUUUGACAUAUUACCUUGGAUUUUUUCUUUUUUUGCUCCAUACUUUUUUUGGAUGAGCCAGAGCUCAUCCCCCUGUUGUGCACCAUUUAUCUUUAAGCAAUAAGAAAUAAUAAUCGAACCAACUUGACCAGCUGACACCAUGGGGGACCUGGCCAACAGCGAUUUUUAUGCCAAGAACCAAAGAAAUGAUAGCAUCCGGCUGGCGGGCUUCGGCUGCUCGGUCAUGGAGCUGCGCUCCUUGAUGGAGCUGCGCGGCACAGAGGCAGUGGUGAGGAUCCAGGAGGACUAUGGGGGCAUGGAUGGAAUGUGCACGCGGCUGUCGACCUCACCUACGGAAGGUCUUACAGGUGCUCAGCCCGACCUGGACAAGAGAAAAGAAAUAUUUGGGAAAAACAUGAUACCUCCAAAGAAGCCAAAAACCUUCCUGCAGCUGGUAUGGGAGGCGCUGCAGGAUGUCACCCUCAUCAUCCUGGAGGUUGCUGCACUGAUCUCCCUGGGCCUUUCCUUCUACAGUCCUCCUGGAGACAACACUUCAGAAGCCUGUGGAGAAGCAGCAGGCGGAGACGAGGGCGAGGGAGAGGCUGGCUGGAUCGAAGGCGCAGCCAUCCUGCUGUCCGUGGUGUGUGUGGUGCUGGUGACGGCCUUCAACGACUGGUCGAAAGAGAAGCAGUUCCGUGGCUUACAGAGCCGCAUCGAGCAGGAGCAGAAAUUCCAGGUGGUGCGGGGCGCGCAGGUCAUACAGCUGCCGGUGACCGACAUCGUGGUCGGAGACAUUGCACAGAUUAAAUAUGGUGAUCUGCUUCCAGCUGAUGGAGUAUUGAUCCAAGGCAACGACCUGAAAAUAGACGAGUCUUCACUGACCGGAGAAUCCGACCAUGUCAAGAAGUCUGCAGACAAGGACCCCAUGCUGUUGUCUGGUACUCAUGUAAUGGAAGGGUCAGGGCGAAUGCUGGUGACGGCUGUCGGUGUCAACUCUCAGACUGGAAUCAUCUUCACCCUGCUGGGUGCGAGCUCAGAGGAAGAGGAGAAGAAAGAGAAGAAAGUGGAAGACGGACACCGGAACGCAGACUGCUCCCAUCCACCCAUGCAUCCUAUCGCAACUAUAGCCACGGAUGGGGCGGCAGGCAUUAAUGCCCCUGGCAGUGCCAGCCUAAUUAAUGGUAAAAUGCAGGAUGGCAAUAUGGAGAACAACCAGAUUAAAGUAAAGAAGCAGGACGGAGCAGCUGCUAUGGAGAUGCAACCUCUGAAGAGCGCCGAAGGCGGGGACGGGGAUGAGAAAGAGAAGAAGAAGGUGUCGGUGUCCAAGAAGGAAAAGUCCGUCCUGCAGGGGAAGCUCACCAAACUGGCCGUCCAGAUCGGCAAAGCAGGUCUGCUCAUGUCAGCCAUUACUGUCAUCGUCCUGGUCCUGUAUUUUGCCAUCGACACCUUUGUGAUGCAGAAGCGAGCCUGGCUGCCUGAGUGCACCCCCGUUUACGUCCAGUUCUUUGUCAAGUUCUUCAUCAUCGGUGUGACUGUCUUGGUGGUUGCCGUGCCAGAGGGGCUGCCACUGGCUGUCACCAUUUCACUGGCGUAUUCUGUCAAGAAAAUGAUGAAAGACAACAACCUGGUGCGUCACCUGGAUGCGUGCGAAACGAUGGGCAACGCCACCGCUAUCUGCUCUGACAAGACAGGCACGCUGACGACCAACCGCAUGACAGCGGUGCAGCUUUACGUGGGAGACAUGCACUACAAAGAAAUCCCAGAUCCCGGAGCCCUGCCUCCCAGGACAUUGGAGCUAAUGAUUAAUUCCAUCGCCAUCAACAGCGCCUACACCACCAAAAUACUGCCCCCAGACAAGGAGGGCGGUCUCCCCAAGCAGGUGGGCAACAAGACCGAGUGCAGCCUGCUGGGACUGGUCCGGGACCUGAGGCGGGAUUAUCAAACAAUAAGGAACCAGAUGCCUGAAGAGAGGCUUUACAAGGUCUACACUUUCAACUCCGUCAGGAAGUCCAUGAGCACCGUCAUCAAACUGCCUGAUGGGAGUUUCCGCAUGUACAGCAAGGGAGCCUCGGAGAUCGUGCUGAAAAAGUGCAGCCAUGUCCUGAACGAGGUUGGAGAGCCACGAGUGUUCCGGCCGCGGGACAAGGAUGAGAUGGUGAAGAAGGUGAUUGAGCCCAUGGCGUGUGAAGGCCUGAGAACCAUCUGCGUGGGCUAUCGUGACUUCCCCAGCAAUCCUGAGCCAUGCUGGGAGGAAGAAGGAAUCAUCCUCAGCGAUCUCACAGCCAUUUGUGUCGUGGGGAUAGAGGACCCUGUCAGGCCGGAGGUGCCUGAUGCCAUCCAGAAGUGCCAGCGUGCGGGCAUCACGGUCCGCAUGGUGACAGGGGACAACAUCAACACAGCCCGGGCCAUCGCCAUCAAGUGUGGCAUCAUCCACCCCGGAGAGGACUUCCUGUGCAUCGAUGGGAAAGAAUUCAACAGACGGAUCCGCAACGAGAAAGGAGAAGUGGAGCAGGAGCGAAUUGACAAAGUUUGGCCAAAACUCCGAGUUCUGGCCAGAUCUUCUCCAACAGACAAACACACGCUCGUCAAAGGAAUCAUUGACAGCACCAUGGUGGACCAGAGACAGGUGGUGGCAGUGACGGGUGAUGGAACCAACGACGGCCCGGCCCUGAAGAAGGCCGAUGUCGGCUUUGCUAUGGGUAUCGCUGGUACUGAUGUGGCGAAGGAGGCGUCGGACAUUAUUCUGACGGACGACAACUUCAGCAGCAUCGUCAAGGCGGUCAUGUGGGGCCGCAACGUCUACGACAGCAUCUCCAAGUUCCUUCAGUUCCAACUCACGGUCAACGUUGUGGCUGUUAUCGUUGCGUUCACCGGAGCCGCCGUCACGCAGGACUCUCCCCUGAAGGCCGUGCAGAUGUUGUGGGUCAACCUGAUCAUGGACACCUUCGCCUCCCUGGCUCUGGCCACAGAGCCCCCUACUGAGAGCCUGCUGACGAGGAAGCCAUACGGACGCAACAAGCCGCUCAUCUCCAGCACCAUGACGAAGAACAUCUGUGGACAUGUCAUCUACCAGCUGAUCAUCAUCUUUACUUUACUUUUUGUUGGUGAAAAGAUAUUUGACAUUGACAGUGGCCGCAACGCCCCUCUCCACGCUCCUCCAUCUGAGCACUACACCAUCAUCUUCAACAGCUUCGUCAUGAUGCAGCUCUUCAAUGAGAUCAAUGCUCGGAAAAUCCACGGGGAAAGAAACGUGUUCAACGGGAUCCAAAACAACCCGAUCUUCUGCAGUAUCGUCCUCGGCACCUUCGCAGUGCAGAUUAUAAUUGUGCAGUUUGGGGGGAGACCAUUUAGUUCUACACCUCUGGACCUGGAGAAGUGGAUGUGGUGUGUUUUCCUAGGGUUGGGUGAACUUAUCUGGGGACAGGUCAUAGCCACCAUUCCCAAUAACAAGUUACGCUUCCUGCGGAGGGCCGGACAGUUGACUAAGAAAGACGACAUGCCAGAGGAGGACGUCAAUGAAGAUAAUGAGGAAAUAGACCACGCGGAGAGGGAGCUGAGGAGAGGACAGAUUCUCUGGUUCAGAGGACUCAACCGCAUCCAGACUCAGAUCCGUGUUGUGAACGCAUUCCGCAGCUCCCUCUACGAAGGCCUGGAGAAACCAGAUUCCAGAACAUCCAUCCACAACUUCAUGACGCAACCCGAAUUUAGGAUAGAAGACUCCACCCCCAGCCUGCCCCUCAUCGACGACAUGGACGAUGACUCUGCCCGGAGGAGGAAGAAGCACUCCAGCCAGCCCACGUCCCCCAACAAGAACAACAAUGCCAUCGACAGUGGCAUCAAUCUCACCAUUGACACCAGUAAAUCCACCGCUUCCUCCAGCCCCGCCAGCCCCCUACACAGCUUGGAGACCAGCCUCUAACCUCCAGUCUAACCUUAGCGUCUACAUCUGACCUCCUCUCCUGCUCCUGCAGUCUGGGUGAAUUCUUCUGCUCCAGACCCAGUGCUACCACUAAGGCAGGAAAACCUCCUGUGGCGACAUGUCCAUGUCCAUGUCCAUGUCCAUUUUUUUUUUUUUUUUUUUAAACUCAAGCUCUUACAGCUCUCUGAUUUAGUUUUUGUCUUUUCUUUUUUUUUUUCCUCAAAACUGAGAAUAUUUACAGUUCUACUGCAAGGUUAAUAAAAACCAUACAAUCAAAAAAGCCACAAAUCCUACACAGCCAUCCUGCUUUUAUGGUUGUAUGUGUACACCGGCAGCAGUACUGGUACCUAUGACUACGUGUAUAUUAGCAUGUACUGUAUAAGUGUGCUGCUGACUGCACAUACUGUAUAAUAAACUGUGUCGUGGGUGGCACUGAAAGGAGGAUGAAAAGGGAGUCGAGUAAAAAAAAAAAAAAAAACCAACCACCCGGACUCAGAGGACUGUCCUUGUCGCUCCCUUUUACUCCACAAUAACAACAUUGUCAAAUACUGAUAAUAGUUUAAAUUCAAUUGAAAAUGCAUUGUUGAGAUUUUAAUUAUUACUGUUACCACUAUCGUUGCUCCUGCAUGAAUGUACAUUUCCGGAGUCUUAUUUAAAAAGAGUUGUAUUUUUCUGGGAGGCUCAUUGGUUCUGGACGAACUCGGCCUCGUGACCACAAACUAUUUUAAAGACAGCGUUUCUGAGUCACUCGCCCAUAAAGUCCCGUCAUCUGUGUGGCAUGAACAUGUUACAAACCUGUUAAAAAAAAAAAGAAAAAAAAAAACAAAAGAAAAAAAAUGUAUUUCAUUCAUACAACAACGACGUGUGGCAAGGCGGUCGGGCCUCGCAUUGCACAGUAGUUUUGCACCUGUCGGAAACGGAGGAACACGAACAAGCAUUUACGGGGAUUUAUUCUAUAUAUAUAUAAAUAUAUAUAUAUAUAUAUAUACAUAUAUUUAGAGAGAGUUUAUCUUUGUUUGUCAGCAUGUUGCCUUGUUCCCGCUUCAACGGCUCGAGAUACUUUUAAAUUAUUUAUGUCUUAAAGAGAAUGUAAUUUGUUUACAACCUCGUAGAGAUAACAAUUUCUGGUUUCUAGACGGAGGGAGGUGAAGCUUUAGCUCGGAUAACUAGAGCUGUGUUGGUGUGUUAUUACAGAAAGAAAAAAAAAACGUGCUGGAGUUUGCCUGCUAUCUUGUCAAAAAAUGUAGAUAUUCUUAGAGGAUUAACAACCAAAAAGAAACCAAACUUUAACGGGAAACAUAAUAAAUGUGGAAUCUUAGUAUUACUCUAUAUGAUUGUCGGGAUGGAGUUGGGGCGACUUGCCUUUGGGAUUUUUUUUUUUUGUUCUUGUUUUUGUUUUCCUAAUCAGAGGUGUCCUUUUGUGACGGAAGGGUAAUAUUUAAUUCUUUAUUUAACGACAACUUCUUGCUCUGUUCCAGUUGUGUUUAUUCCUUCCUCUGUGUUCAGCGUUGACCUGGCUCAGGGCUCAAUAAAGGCUGAUUUCAGGACACUGUCAAGUGAAGAAUCUUUUGAGAUAAAAAAAACAGAACAAAAACACCUGUGUAUGUGUAAGGGAGGUGUGACCACCAGAGGGCUCCAAAUGAGUCGUUUUAGAGAUUUAUGGCUUGUAAAUCUAAAUCUUUCUUUUUGAUAAAACCUCAUGCUUUUGCUCUUGGAUUCGGGUUUUAUUUAUUUCAGGUAUAUUUUUUUGGGAGGAUUUUGUUUUGUUUUCAUGUCCUCAAACAGCAGGACUCCCGCCGCCACACAGAGACCUUGAAAGAGGAAAAAAACAAACAAACCACAAAACAAACAUCACGGAGUCAAACGGAAUGUCGCUUUCCUUCUUUUUCUAUAUAUCAGAACGUUCAUUUUCUGCACUAUCUGGUUAUGAAUGAAAAACUUCUGUGGUGUAACUCUCGAUGUGCUUUUGUGUGUUUUAAAUCGAGCUUGUCUUCCUGCCGUCACGGAAUAUACCGCGCUCUCGCAGCUCAGCCGUGCUCACGUAGUCGUGAACUAUUUAUUGUGCUUUGACCAAACAGACAUCACCAGAGAGAGGUUUAACAAACAGCAAUCACACGCAGCCAACCCCAGUUCAGUCCUAUUGCACUCCAGAAAGGCCUGUACUCCUUCUUCUUACUCUAAUACUAACUAUCUCAAGUUGUUGACAAGCAUGACCUGGUAGGCUCAUUAUGCAACUUGGAAAACUUUUUUUUCCCCUAUAUAAUACCACUCUGUGUACAAUCAAUAAUAAGAACGGUCCCACUUUUUAUAACCUUCCGUCUCCAUCCUUGUCCCAUAUGAUCAGUUCAUCUGCAGAGGCCUCACCAGCUCAGACACAUGGAGAAUAAAUAAUAAAAAAAAAAUCUCAUUUAUGUUAAAAAAACAAACACAACCAUCUGGAGUUUGUUUCACUGUUUUGGAGCCAAUUUUUUUAAAAUUUUUUUUUUUUUUUAUAAAACCUGUCCAUUUAUUCUGUUAAGGUGCAACCUAGGAGAACAUGAAGCUGCGUGAGGAAAAAAUGUCCCACUUUUUCAAUAGACAUUUUGCAUUCAGCUUUAAAUUGGUGCAAAGAUGAGGAGUUUGAUAAUUAAAAAAAAAAAAACAACAACUUUGUAAAUACAGUAUUCAGACCUCGAGCCCUGUUGCAGACGCAGCAGCUGUUUGGCUGCAUGUUCUCGGUCGACGCUCCUGUCACACACACACCCAUACACACACACACACAGUUCUCAUCCAAAUAACACCAUGAACUGAACCAAGUGAUAAUUAAGUCUGACGACGACACAGACGAUGACGCCGAUAAUAUCGAUGAUACUUUUUUUUUUUUUUUUUGCAAUAUACUCUCACCUGUCUCGAUGUACUGUAUUUAGCCGCAUGCCGUUUGUGGAACAAAGAAAAGAGAAAUGUCAUCAGAUUACAUUUUGGCAUUACCAUUUAUGGGUAAGUGAUUUAAGUGUUGAUCUUGUUUUUAUGAUUUUUUUUUCUUUUUUUAAAAAAACCUAUACAAUAAUUGUAAAUAAAGAACUCAAUGUCUUUGUUCAUUUACUACUAUGCAAAAGUGGAGCUUCUCUGAUUGUUACCCAACUUUAAUCCCGAGUUUGUUGCUGGAAUGUUUAUGGUUUCAACAGUCGGUGAAGUGCAAUGUCAUGUCAAUGAUUUUCUAGCCACAGACGAGAGUUAAAUGAUGUUGACAAUUGAUAUGUGACAACGGUGAUAAUAAUGAUGUCCAUGAUGAUGAUGAUGAUGAUGAUGAUGAUGAGAACUAUGCUGCUGAUGAUGAUAAUGAACUGUGACUCUUGCUGCUUGGCUGUCCCAUUUACCCCACUCCUGACAGGAGCGCAAGUGACAAACAUAAUAAUAAUAACAACAACAAUAAUAAUAAUAAUAGUAAUAAUAAUAAUUUUUAAAAAAUCACUAAAUAAAUCUCCCAGAGCAGCAUGACCCAAUAUGGUGUGUCCUGGACCAGUGUGACAUGUUCUGUUCUUAUUUAUUGUCCUACACCAGACACUUUGACUUUCUCUGAUUAUUUUUGUUUGACUUGUAAAUACACUUAUUUAAUUCAAAAGAUUCCUAAUUCCUAUAAUCAUUAUCUAUUCUAAAACUAGGUUUAAUUCUUCAUUAUCAUGGGGAGGCCAACAUCUUAAGGCACCAGAACUCCAGGGGUUUUCAAAAAUAAACAUUUGGAUCACAGAAGAAUAACUCAGUCGUUCAUAAUAAUGACUUUGUUUUUUUCCUGUGAAGACA